GCCUGUGGGUUUGUGGAGCAGGUAGGGGGAGGGGAUGUUUGGUUGUUGUUAUUAGGGCAGGGUUUCUUAUGAUGAUCUACGAGGAUGAAUUCUUCAAUAAACAUCAAGGAUGAAUCUGAGCUUUACAGAGUAAAGUACUCAAAGUUGAAGCGGAAGCUAAGGACCCUGGUGUUUGAGAAUGAGUCAUACCGGGAUGAGCUGAUGCGCUGCCAGCGCAAGCUGCUGAAAUUGAACCGUGACAAGUGUUUCCUGCUGGACCGGCUGCUGCAGUAUGAGACGGCUGUGAACUCGUCCGACUCGGAGACCACUGAGGGCUCUGACACAGAGGCGGACAGUAAACACAGCAGGAGAAAAUUAGAAGCAGGAGCAGAACGAUCGCCGGCGAAACGAAAAAAGCAGAUAUUGAAGGGGAAAAAUGUGGCGGCGCGCUCCCAGGUGUCGCGCUCUUUCGGCGACAACGGCCACAUGACACCCGAGGAGGUGGAGCGACACCUGGAGUCGCGCACGGCCGUCAAAAACCCGGACAUGGUGCCGGAGCGCGCGCCGCUGACCGUACCGCGCCAGCUGUUCAGCACCGAGGAGGGCGACUGGGAGGGCCGCGAGUCCCUCGACACCGCCAGCAACGUCGACGAGGAGGGUCUGGUCAUCGACUUCCCCGAGUGAACUCUGCGAUGAUGGGCUGUCCGCGCGACGGCGUGUGGGCCCUGGGAUUCCGCGAGGCCGCGGAGUGGUUUUCUGCGGCUGCAAAGGACCUCGCGUGUAGGUGACCUGGGUGACCGUGGUUUGCUUUUGUGACCCCGAGUGAUCUCGUUGAAAGUGACCGGCUCGUGCCGGUCUCUCUCUCUCCCCUAGCUAGGUCCAGUUGAGCUCAGCGCAUCUGUCGUGCGCACGAAGCCGAUGAUAUCCGUCGCCGUGACGCAGUACGUUGCGUUGUCUGGGAAGCGCGUUUUGUUCAGAGGGGCCGAUGGGCGUCGCGCUCACGAACGCUUCCGAGUGGGAGUUAUGUCUUAAAGCUUUACUGUGUUCAUUGUCACUUCAGGCACACCAUCGUUACUGUCGUUUUUUGGAUCGCUGGUGAAGAGGUUCAGGAGGAGCUUAGCUGAAGCGUCAGCUAUUAACGACCGUGUACCUGACCGUUCGUGUAAUAUACAUCAUAUAAUUGCA
Pollicipes pollicipes is the source of this 1164-nucleotide messenger RNA. RefSeq lists its product as uncharacterized. Gene Ontology annotation, cellular component: Ino80 complex; nucleus. The transcript is spliced from 5 exons. Gene Ontology annotation, biological process: chromatin remodeling. The record is from RefSeq and is a predicted model, not a curated record. Bases 85 to 663 code for a protein of 192 amino acids. Lineage: Eukaryota; Metazoa; Arthropoda; Thecostraca; Pollicipedomorpha; Pollicipedidae.